CAGUUCCAAAUAUAGGAAGUAGUUAGUGCCAACGUUUCAGAUGCAGUUGUCACAAAAACACAAGACUUAUUCAGUUUGUCAAGGGAACACUCGUAAAAUAAUACCAGCAGGUACCAUAUGCAGACAAGUAGCUUUGAAAAAACAGGAUCCGGGGCUGCAAGUGGAAACUCGCUGACUGUGAUAGACGGACACUUAAAAGGAUUGCUGCUAAACUGCUGCUCUCUGACUCAGCCUCGGAAAAAUUAUACAGUGUGAACUUAACAAAACUGGGAUUUGUAGCAGAUCUAUCAUGCGGAAAGCCCUUACAUUGGAUGGCCGUUUUACAAAUGCGGCACUAUGGCUGUCAUUGCCUCCUGCUUUGGGCGCACCAGGGUUAAUUGGUCACUUUAAUCACUACUAUGUUCCAUCUGCAUUUGAUGACAGAGAAUUACAUUUGUGUAUUAUCCGUCUGAUCGAGUGUCUGAUCCGCUCUUCGGUGAAUAUAAAUCCGGGGUGACUGGACAGCACUGGUUGACAGCCGGCAAUCAGUUCGCUUUCUGGUACGUGUAACAUUGACGUCUAAUCCGGACCAGCAGACCAGUUAUCCCACAACGCAUUUCAAAGCAAAUACAAUAACGGAUGUGCUUCCUUCAGCAAAAAAUACAGCCUAAAAUCACAACUGCAGUGUCUUAAGCCGGGACACAAUUCCGCACACCUCGUGAUUAGUGGCCUUUUAAAAAAAAAAAUAAAACCCACAUCUUUGGGCCAUAUUGGCCAAAGCUGGGUUCUUGCACGGCGGAGCCGGCAGCCAUUCGCCGUCUCGGUGCGGGGCGGGUCUGCUCCGCGCUGUCGGGCCAUACGGCUCCCGGUGAGAAGUGCGACCGGAGCGGACACCAUCACGGCAAAUUUGCGGUUUCGUUUCGGACAAAGGCGAGAGCCGUCGACCCGAGGAGGGGGGGGGAAAUGAAGAUCUGGAGCACGGAGCACAUAUUCAGCUACCCAUGGGAGACGGUGAUCAAGGCGGCUAUGAGAAAGUACCCCAACCCCAUGAACCCCAGUGUGGUGGGUGUGGACGUCCUUGACCGCAAUCUGGACACUGACGGACGCCUUCACAGCCACCGGCUCCUCAGUACCGAGUGGGGUUUGCCCGCCAUCGUCCGUGCGAUACUGGGGACCAGUAGGACUUUGACCUACAUAAAGGAACACUCCAUAGUGGAUCCAGAAGGGAAGAAAAUGGAGCUAUGCUCGACAAAUAUAACCCUGACUAAUCUGGUGUCUGUCGACGAGAGACUCGUGUACCAGCCGCACCCGGAAAACCCGGACGUAACUGUUUUGACCCAGGAGGCCAUCAUCACGGUUAAGGGGGUCAGUCUGAGCAGCUACCUGGAGGGGCUGAUGGCUCUCACCAUGUCGACCAACGCCCGGAAGGUACAGACGUCCAAGUGGUGCCGAGCUGCCUAGUUUAGACCCGCCUGUCACCUGGCAGAUCCCAGACAUGGGGGAUGGGAUGCGAUUGAGUGGAUCAUUAAGAACUCUGAACGGGAAAAUGUACCCCUGUGUGACCUGUACUGAGCAGCGGUAACUUCAGCUUACUAUUCUGUCCCACAAUGCUUUGUGUGUUUCCAGUGUUCUGUGCGCUGAGUCAGCCAUGCAUUUGGCUCACAUCUUAUUCCCGACUAUGUUGCUGCCUUGCACUAACAGUAUCUCGUUCUCUGGCAGCGAGCCCACAAACCCUACAGGUGUCCUCGCCACGUAUCACGGAGAUCAAUGCUAACGUGACGUCAGGAACCUUCCCGAGCAAUCGGUGACAUUGGGGCCCUCUGGGGAGAACCGGGCUGGCCCCGGUCACAAGGGUUGGGGGGGGGGGGGGGUUAAAUGCAGAGCUCCAUAAAGCAAUAGGAGUUACCAAGUUUGGGUUGUUAUUUUGUCACCUGCCAUGUAUUGUAGUAUGUAUACCUUGUGUUGCUAACUUCCUCCAAAGUCCCACAUAUGGGUGACACCUUCAUGGUUCUGACGCAGGCAAGAUUCAGCUUUUCAACUCAAAACAAGGUCCUCUGUAAGAUGAGCUAUAACAUAACUAAGGCUAAUAUCGAUGCAGUAUUUAUUUAUGCACUAAUUUAUUUAUUUAUUUAUUUAUUUAUUUAUUUAUUUAUUUAUUUGAGUGAAUGUUGACCUGUCGUUGCAUAUUCAAUGUAUAAGUGAAUAAUGUUUGAAUUUCGAAAGGCGUUGAAGCAGAAGGAGAGUUUCAGAUCUUUUCAGCUGUGUUGCUGAUCUGAAGUGAAUGGAAUAGGAGUGAAGGGCCAAACACUGGUCAGGGACCCUUGAAUACGUAAAACUAUACGUAACAUUGGUGAUUAUUUUGUCAGGGGGCCUAGGUGUGCCCCUUGUAAAACUGGUCUGAAUGUGCACGCAGCAUUUUCCUAUAACGCGCAAAGAAAGAUGUCAUGUGACUGUCUGUUAAUCUUCCUGUAAUUGAAAUUUACUGGUUUUACGGGCUUGAAUUCUGUUUGUGACCAUCUGAAUUAGCCCUCAGAAAAUGCUGGCCAUCACUGUGUACGUACGGAACGGCACUGAGUUCAACACUGUAACGUGUUUCUCUGAGACCCUGAGAAAGUCGAUCGAGUGUUUUUAACUGAUGAUAGAUCAUGAGAUUACCUCAACUGCUCUACAUGCGUUACCUCAAGAUGUGCAGCCCUGUGGUGGACGUCGCUUGAUAGCUUGAAGGUGUAUAACUGAGCCCGAAACCUUUGUUGACUUUUCAGCUGGUCUGAUCUUCCGUGCUUCAUGAAUGCAUAUGAAAAUUGUUGUUUUUUUUUUUUAAUAUCUCAUAUGUUCUGAAGGGCGAGCAUAUAACCUUACAACCUCCCACUGGAUACUGUAGGGUGACCUACUUUUUGAAGAAUGCUGCUGUACGUACAGUGUUGGGGAAGUUACUCAGAAAAGUAAUCCAUUAAUGAUAGAGGUGGAAAGUUCAGAUAUUGAUAGUUAAAAUCCAAACCAAGGUUUUGUAUCAACCAACCAUUUGACCAUAAAGAGUCACAGUCACAGAGUAUGCAACUGCUUAGUUGCAGUAAAACCUUGGUCUGGAUUUUUACUUUCUGGACCUGAGCUAUCCACCUCUGUCUGUAAUGGAUUACUUUAGUGAGUAACUUCCCCAACACUGUGUACAUAUACUUGAGCGUUUCUGCACCCUCUCAGCACAUUUUGCAUGCUACUUUUGCCCCGAUAAGCCAUAAUGUUUUCACAUUAUUCAGACUUAUUGACAAAAAAAAAAUGGAAGAAACUAAUAUUAAACUUGAAUUUCUUCUACAGCUACUUAACUGAAAAUAAAGAUUAAGUCAUUUUUGUUUCUUUUUAAAUAAACAAAUGUAAUGCUAUAAUAUUAGUUCCCUUUUUACAAUAUCUCUAACCGAUUAUUCGGUAGGCCUGUUUUCUUGCUUCCCAACUUUUAUCUUCUAUGUAAAGCACUUUGAACUGCAUUUCAUAUAUGAAAGGUGCUAUAUAAAUAAAUAAGAGGGUAAGCAGUUGCAGGAAAUCACUGGAUGAAUGUUGCUAAUUUUACUGCAAUUUGGUAUAGAGUUGCAGUGGAAUUAUGGAGUUAUUUGAUCUCAAAAUGAGAGCCUGAGAGGCUCCUGUUGAGUCCUUGUGCAUUUUUUUUCGUCUCAUGAGCAUCCAGAUGGCAAAUUUUGGACUGCAAUUCUGUAUUCCAUAAUUAAAGGUUUAAAAGUCUGAAAUACAAAGUAACACAAAAAAAAUGAGAAAUGGUUGGAAUUAAAUGUUUGCGUGUAUAUGUAGGCUUUUUGGAUUUCAACAUUUGUCUUUAAAGUAACACCAUAAUCUUGUAUGUUCUGACAAGGAAAUUUGUCUAAAAUGUUGGUUUUAGGGGAAUACAUUGUAUAAAUAUAUUCUUAUCUGGUUUCUCACCAUUUGUGCAGAAUUUCCUUUUAUGGAAAGUUUAGAAUUUGAAUAAUUGUUCAUUUCUUCCAAGUUGGCAAUAAAGAGCUAAUGUAUCAUUGAUGUAACAGGAGAUAACAAAGAUUAAAAUAUAUCAAGCCAAUAUAUGAAAUUUAGUUUUGCGUUAUGCAUUAUGUUAAUAAAAUCAACUUAUUUCAAACUUA
This is a messenger RNA of Brienomyrus brachyistius, 4097 nucleotides long. RefSeq names its product PRELI domain containing 3A (gene prelid3a). The record is from RefSeq and is a predicted model, not a curated record. The transcript has 6 exons. Gene Ontology annotation, cellular component: mitochondrial intermembrane space. Gene Ontology annotation, biological process: phospholipid transport. Gene Ontology annotation, molecular function: phosphatidic acid transfer activity. Lineage: Eukaryota; Metazoa; Chordata; Actinopteri; Osteoglossiformes; Mormyridae. The coding region runs from base 943 to 1440 and encodes 165 amino acids.